UACCUCUUAUCUUGAUCGGAUUAGGAUAAGAGCACCGCAAGUUAGGUGUACACAUGUCGAAGACCUGUGAGCCACUACAAGCGAUUGGGCCAAGCCCAGCGGUUCUCUACCAAGGGUUGGAGUAACCGCUGCCGGGAUUUAUAUCCUUCACUUUUGGCAUCGAAUGGCCCAGCGAAUGUUAUAACCGCUGAUAGGCCCAAACAUGUAAAUGUGCAGCGAUUGAUCCAGCGGAACAAACAACCACCCAAUUUGUUUGUAAAAAAAAAAGAACAAACCAAUUUUGAAUUUUUACCGAAACUCAUUUUUUCAACAAAAUUGUUUUUAUCGCAUUCCUUAUCCACGAGAAAAAGCUCUGCACCGGAAAAAACAAUCGAGAAAGAGCUCUCAGCUCAUCUCGCCAUCAUCUCUGAUCUCCGAUCCGUCGAUUCUCCUCCUCCUCUGAAGCUGUUUUCUCCUCUCGUCGGCUCUCCGAUCCUCCUCCUCCUCCCUAUCGAGAAAAAGCUCUCGGCUCAUCUCCGAUUUUCAAUUCGGCGAUUCCGCUCCUCCUCCGAAGCCGUUCUCUGCGAACAGAUUGUUCCGAAGCCGUUUUCUCCUCUUGCCAGCUCUCCGAUCAUCGAUCGCUACCGCAUUCCAACUAUUUCUUCUGGUACUCUCUAAACCUAAUUUGUGCUUGUGGAUUUCUUCUGAUCUCGAGCAUAAUAUAGUUCUUAAAUAUGAUUUGUGCUUUUUGAUUGCUCUGAACGUAGUAACCGAAUCAGCUGAGUCAAGUGAAUCUGCGACGAGACUUGAUCAAUUUUCUUCACAAAUCUUUGCCAUCUGGGAUUUUGUCAACCUGUGUGAGUCCAUCCCUCUUCCUCUUUCGUUAAUUCUCUGCUCCCACUAGUGAUAGAUAAGUUCAACCGCUUGUGUGCACGAAUGCCUCUGAUGUUCUUCCGUAGAUCUAGGUGUAAGAUGUUAAAGCAAUCCGAAGCUUUGAUACAGAUAGAUAUAUAUUAUACACACAGUAGGAGUUGGUAUAGUUGGUUUUGUGGGGUGUAUAUUUCCAGCUAGCAAGGAGGAGAAGAUAAAGGGUACUUGUUCUUGUGUAAGCUUCUUACAUGGCUUGUAAACUCACGUUUAUGGGAUACUUCUCUGUACAUGAAUGCUUGUAUAAUAGGUUAUCCAUGUACGUAGUUUAUAUAGAGGAAAGGAAUGGCAGGUUAUAAUAUGUGUUAUGUCAUUGAUGAUGUUCAUUAUGGGUUAAGGACAUGGAAUUAGUAGUUGGUUUUGUUGAUUCUGUAAUAGUUAGGAUUUGUUGCUUAUAUAUGAAAAUGAAGCUAUCUGUUGCAGCUUUUAUCUGGCCAGCCAAACUUAUGAGUUAAGACCAUGUUCUAAUUGUCGUCCAACAUUACUUGUAGUUUUUAUAUAGUGCCAAAGGAAGAAUGUCCAAAGCACAACUUACUUGCUUGAGGGGCUUCCUGUUGCUUUAAAGUUUUGGACACAUUCUUUGUUAAUCAAGUGCCACGUUAAUUACCAGGUACACUACUAAUUUUAGUUUUUUUAAUACAUUUUGUCCAAGUGAUGUUAUGUGUUCUAUCUUUGUUAUCUAGUAUAUACUCCCCUCUCCUGUUUGCUGUCCCUUCCCUCGACAAACCAUUACAGUAUACUAAUUUAAUUCUAGCUUCCAUCAUGUUCCUUUGAAUAAAUUAACAAAGUAAAAAAAAGAACACAAUUCUUAUGAUAUUCAUUCUGUUGGUUUUCCAUUUUAGGUUAUACUGAUUUUCAGUUUCUGUACCAUCCAAUGGACAAGAAAGAACGGGACCUAUGUGAAUGGGUAUACAACAACCCUAAUUGUAAGAAUUUCUUACUAUUUUACUUGAUUGAAACCUUACUGAAUUUGGUUUGCAUAGAUGUGUAAAGAUGUGUAAACUUUCUUUGCUAUUCUGCUAUGUUGUGCAAGAUGAGUAAACUUCCUUUGUUAUUAUGAUUGUUGUCUUUACUGCAUCGUGUAUGAUGAAUAGCACUACGAACAAUAUGAUUAGAUCGAAAUAGAAAUGAAAAAAUUGCUUAUUAGAUGUUGUAUAUUUCUUUUGUUUUUUGUGGUUGUGUAAGAGAAGGCCCAUACUCUUCGACAAGAAGGUUCUUUUGAUAAUGAACAGAUCUUUCAGAAGGUACAUGGGCCAGAGCAUCCUGGGAGGGUUCGUUGUGAUGGUUUGGGACCAACACCCUCGACUUAUUUGGGGCCUUCUUCUUCGUCAGCUUCAAUAAAUUCUACCACGACAUCAAACUCUAAUGAGGUAGACGCCCUACAAAGUGAAGUGAUUGAACUGAGAAAUGAACUGAUGGAAGCAAAAAGUGAGGUAGUUGAACUGAGAAGUGGGAUGGAUCAGCUGCAAAUGGAAGUAGACACGCUGAAGACACUGUUCUUGUAACAUCUUCGUAGGGAGAAGGGGUCAAUGGAGAGUUCGUUUCGUGCGCCAUCUUCAUCAAGCCAAAGUGCUACACGGGUAUGACAAAAGGUAAGUAACAAAGUCAGCCUCUGGAAUGUUUGCAAGCUCAUAACCUGUUGCAUGUAUUCCAUGCUAACACAAAAAGUCAGCCUCCUUUUCUUUUUUUGGUUCCUUUCUGUCAUUGAGAAUGUGACAGUAUUCCUAUCCCCUUUGACAUUCUAGUCCAAUUUAGUUCACUUCUUAGUCAAACAGGUUGGGUUAUAGCUAUAUAUAGAGUAACUAAUUAAUUAGUGAAGUGAUUAAUUAUAUAUUUGAAUUUGUUGUCUUGUUAUUAUUUUUCCAGCUCCAUGAAGAUAUAGAAAGUCCCCUCUAACUACAACAGAUGCACCAAGUGAGUCAUAUCAUAUACUCAUAUAGAUGAUGUAAUUUGAUUUUGAGUUGUACAUGUAAAUUGAUUUUGAGCUAUAUGUUUUGGUUGCCUUUAAAACAGGAUAAAGAUGAGCUGUUGGUGAUUCAGAAGAAAGUCAAAGUUCAAUAUUAUGGAUUUAGUUGGAACUUUAUAUUUGUUAAAGUGUACUUUGGUAGUAAUGUGUAGUAAUAUUGUGUACUUUGGAAGUUAGCAUUGUGUGGCAUGGAUAUGGGGAAUGUAGACUUUGAAGGUACUUUGCAGGGGUUCUAGAAAUAUAUGAAAAAAUUGAAAUGUUUCAGCAGAUUGUAGUAAUGGGCUAAAAAGCGUUGCUAAAAAUAUUCAAAAAAGUGUCGCUAAAAAUCGUAUAAAUCGUCGCUAAAAAGUUACACAGGGCUACAAAACUGUCGUGAAAGCUUCAAAAAGUAGACCAAUUGCGACAGAAAAACCGCUGCAAAAAAACCGUUGCAAGUCCAUUUACUGCGGUUUGGCAGACCCCUGUCAUUACUUUGCGACGGUGUUCUUGCGACGGUUUUGCAGGGGUAAUAAAAACCGCUGCCGGGCUUGUUAGCGACGGUUUUUUUCGUCGCUAAAAGUGGAAAAACCCCUGCUGUAUGUAUGUUAUUUUGUAGUGAGCUCGUCAUAGCAAACCUGCACCUGGCGGAAAGACUCGUUGGCGCCAUCACCGACAUGGAAAAAGACAACUGAUCGGAAGGAGACACCGAGCUGAAGAGUACGCCGACUGCUAUCCCUGCAGCUGAAUCAUGCCCAAACAACACAAUCGAUCGUAGUACGGCGCCAGAGAACCGCGAUAAAGAUGUCGCACGAUGGCGAUAACACUGUCGAGGCAGAGUUAUGCCAGUCGUCGGAGAUAGGACGGAUCAGUGGCCACAUCUUCACUGUCACUUUUCCUCUUGAGGCGAUGGACGAGGACCUAUAUAUUUCCAUGGCGCUUCCUGAUACGAGAUUGGAGAGGAACCCGGCGGAAAGCUCAACUGCCGCAACAACGGCGACGCCCCGCGUGCUAUGGCGUUCAACACGUCGGAUCUCUUAAGCUGCUCACCACCUCCACUUGAUUUGUGGUCGCUGGACGAGUUGACCCGACAGCCUGACUCGGAGUUUGGUGCUCUUCCUUCCUUAUCAGUACCACCAACAACAGUCACCAACCGCCAAACCAUACCCUUUUUCUUCUUUCUCAUCAUUAUAAUACUAGCUUUAUCUCUCUGCUUUCACUCUCUAGCUGACAUAGCUGGAAUGUUUACUGGAAGCUUGCUGCAAUUCAUUAAAGAACAAAGAAGGAAAGAAGAAGGCUGCAAUCCUUAUUGCAGAAGGAAUAGAAGAAGAAGCAAAAACGAUGUCGUGCUGAAAAGACGGAGUCGUAUUGAAGAAACGAAGAGAAGAAAUAGACUGGAACGAAAGCAUAGCAUUAAGUAGCUGUUAGCUGUUAAGUUUACUGUUUAUUUAAACUUUUAGCCUAUCGUUUGAGGACACAUGUCGUUGUUUUAUGUAAUCGUCUACCUAGAUAUAAAACGGAGCAGAGGACCCAGUCUUAGCUGAGCUUUCCUAUUCCACAAAAUCCAAGUAAUUUGUUAUGGUAUCAUAGCUCAGUGAGCUCUAGGGUUUCCACCGCCAAUGACGCGAUGUCAGGAGCUCAGACUCCGCCCAAUACGCCACCCUUUGGCUUUGGUGGAAGUGGAGCAACAAGAACAACAACACGGCAGUUGCAACUGGAUUUUAAUUUGGCACCUUCAACCAAAACCAGAUGCAGAACGAGACUUGUUAUAUUUGGUAAUCCCUACUACCUUAACCCAAAUGAGAACAUGUCUCAAUCCAUUGUUGUUGAACCUUUUGAUGGCACGAAUUAUGUGAUGUGGAGUAGAUCCAUUCAAGUGGUACUAAAAACUAAGAACAAAGUGGGUUUUAUAGAUGGGUCUAUCCCCAUUCCUCCUAGAGAAGCAUAUCUAUUCAGUUUAUGGGAUGCUUGUAAUACAGUCUUGUUGUGCUGGCUUCAGAACUCCAUGACAAAGGAAAUUAGGCGAUCAGUGUUGAACCACACUAACUCUAAGACACUGUGGGAUGAAUUGAAGAGGCGUUUUGGUCUUCCCAAUGCCUUAAGGAUUACAAACCUUGAGGAUGAGAUCCAGGCCUGCAAACAAGGGUCUAGAACCAUCAAUCAGUAUUACACAACUAUCAAAGGGUUGUUGGAUGAAUACGUGGAAUUUUGUCCCAUCACACCAUGUACAUGUGCACCUGAUAAUCCUAUGCCAUGUGCAGCAGUAGCUGCUUUUGUGCAGAAGCAAGAGACUGACUAUCUCAUUCGAUUUCUACGAGGCCUCAAUCCUGAGUAUGAAGUGAUCAAAACUCAGUUAUUGAUGCAAAGGCCUUUACCUACAGUCUCAACUACAAUAGAUGACCUUUUACAACAUGAACAGAAGUUAAAGUCAGAUGUGGCUAUGGGAGGCAAGAAGGGCCAGAAUUUGGCAUUAGCUGUUGUGGGUUACAACUCCAGAGAUAAUACUGAAGCUAGGGGGAAGAAAUUCUGCCGUUUCUGUAAGAUGAGUACUCACAACAUAGAAGACUGUUUUUUUGGAUAAUGGUGAAAUAUUAUUGCCAACAAAGUACACCAGAGGUGUACGAAAAAAAAAAGGAAAAAAGAGAUUACAAAGGUGUUCAGCAAAGCAGCACAACAAAGCCAACAAAAACCCACCCCUCACUGAAGCAUAAAGCGUACCCGAUCCUACAAACACAAGCUGACAAGCAACAAAAGUACAAAACACAGUGAGACAAACACCACCCUCCCAAGAUCUCCUGCAAACGAUGAAAAGGAAGCAAACCAACAUUCCUAACUUGAGAAAAAGCACCGGUGCAGACACAGUAAAAAACUCUGGAGCCGAAACUGAAGUACAUGCUACACACACAGAGCCUCAACCACGAGCUCAUCACCAAGCUUGCUCAGGCAAUGAGUUCAAAGGGCAAGCAAGUAUCAAUCUGUCACUCCACGAAGACUUGUUCUGUUGGUUGAUUCUGUUGAAAUUAAUUAAUAAAGUUUAAUGAGCUAAAAAUAAAAGAAAUUAGAAAGGCCUAGAAGUGAUCUACGUGGGGAGAUUGAGAAGUGUCCAGAAAUUGAUAGGUAAGAAUUUAAUUAUGUUUGUUGGCAGUUGUCAUUAAAUAAAAUGUAAAAAAAUGAAGGCCACAAUUUGUAUGGCGGUGGCUUGGAGUGAAAUGCCUAUAAAUAGGCUUGGUUAUG
Molecule: messenger RNA, 6082 nt
Organism: Linum trigynum
Lineage: Eukaryota; Viridiplantae; Streptophyta; Magnoliopsida; Malpighiales; Linaceae
Source: the annotation of a GenBank genome assembly